Molecule: messenger RNA, 3484 nt
Organism: Hyaena hyaena (striped hyena)
Lineage: Eukaryota; Metazoa; Chordata; Mammalia; Carnivora; Hyaenidae
Gene: ANKRD40
Product: ankyrin repeat domain 40
Exons: 5
Coding region: 59-1156 (365 amino acids)
Molecular function (GO): protein binding
Source: RefSeq, a predicted model, not a curated record
CGCUGACGGUCCCGGGGCGGGGCGGGCAGCCGGCUGGGGCCUGGGCCCGAGGGGGAAGAUGAGCGCCCUCCUAGAGCAGAAGGAGCAGCAGGAGAGGCUGCGGGAGGCCGCGGCCUUGGGGGACAUUCGGGAGGUGCAGAAACUGGUGGAGAGCGGGGUGGAUGUGAACUCCCAAAAUGAGGUCAACGGCUGGACCUGUUUACACUGGGCAUGUAAACGCAAUCAUGGUCAGGUGGUCUCUUACUUAUUAAAAUCAGGAGCUGACAAAGAGAUUCUUACGACAAAAGGAGAAAUGCCAGUCCAGUUGACGUCAAGGAGAGAAAUCAGGAAGAUCAUGGGGGUGGAAGAAGAUGAUGGUGACGACAGCCUCCCCCAGCUGAAGAAGGAGUCAGAACUGUCCUUUGUUCCCAACUAUUUGGCCAACCCGGCCUUCCCCUUCCUUUACACCCCUGAGGCGGCUGAGGACCCGGCCCCGCUCCAGAACGGGGGCCCCUCCACACCUUCUGCGUCACCCCCUGUGGACGGCGCCCCUCCACUGCUGGCCGCCGGGGAGCCUGCCCUGGUCGGGCCCUUUCCACGGGACCACGCCUCGCUGGCACUGGUUCAGAACCGGGACGUGUCUGCCCCCUCGGCCAUACUCAGAACACCAGAAAGCACAAAACCGGGUCCUGUCUGUCAGCCCCCAGUGAGUCAGAGCCGCUCGCUCUUCUCCUCUGUCCCGUCCAAGCCACCAGUAUCUCUGGAGCCUCAAAAUGGGACGUAUGCAGGGCCAGCGCCAGCCUUCCAGCCGUUCUUCUUCACGGGGGCAUUUCCGUUUAAUAUGCAAGAGCUGGUACUCAAGGUGAGGAUUCAGAACCCAUCUCUUCGAGAAAAUGAUUUCAUCGAAAUUGAACUGGACCGACAGGAGCUCACCUAUCAAGAGCUGCUCAGAGUGAGCUGCUGUGAGCUGGGCGUUAAUCCAGACCAGGUGGAGAAGAUCAGAAAGUUACCCAAUACUCUGGUAAGAAAGGACAAAGACGUGGCUCGACUCCAAGAUUUCCAGGAGCUGGAACUGGUUUUAAUGAUCAGUGAAAACAACUUCCUGUUCAGAAACGCUGCCUCCACACUGACCGAGAGGCCUUGCUAUAACCGGAGAGCUUCCAAACUGACUUACUAAGUGUGGCAGGGACCUUUGAUCGCUGGGUGUCGUGACAGUGCGCAUCACUUCCAGGCCCAGGGAGAGCCGUGGAUCGAAAUGUCUCGCGCGUCCCCAGAGGGCCCCGGUGCCACUGCGUAAUUGACACUAACAUCGUUCUGCCAUGGUGGGGAGCCCCUGCCCCCCCACCCCCCGCAGCGGUGCCACACUCUUCCAAGCCUCUUGGUGCACAAUAAACCUGCUGCUUGAAGCUGUGAACAGCUGCGAAGCUGGAGAGGCACGAGCCGGCCAUCCUGAAGCCACUCUUUCCCGUGCCCCACCUGAGCGGCCCGUCCCAGCAGAGGCGGGGAGCGCGGGGCGUGCCUGCGGCCCCGCCUGUGGACAGGGCACUCGCAGGGCUCUCUUGGGGUGCCCCGCUCACGACCCUCCUGAAGGGUGAUCCGGCUAGAGAGGAAACUGGGGAAAGCACAGGUACCGGACCCGUGAAUUUUUAGCGUGACUUGUGGCUGUGAGGUGUCACAUUAACAUAUUUACACAUGUUACUCAGGUCUAAAGCAAUUAAGAAUACAGUUACCUAGUUGUAAAUAGGCUGUUAACCAAAAGAGCUGCCCGUCCCCCACGUUGUCCUCUGUGAACCCUCGGGGCCGCCUCUCCGUCUCCGUCGCCUGGACAGUCGUCUCUGCAUUAACGAACGCUGUGCUCACUAGAGGGCUCUCUGACGCUUUCUAAAAAGAGCAGCCGUUUUCUUUUUCUUUUUUUUCUUUCUUUCUUUCUUUCUUUUUUGUUUUUUAACCCUCUGCAGUGAUUCCUGGCCUCUCUCGGCUGAACCGCACCAUCCGAUAAAGAACAUGGACGUGGCGGGCCCAUGGUCCCCACUCGCGUGCCCCGCCAGGAAUGAAAAGCAGUUUGCGAAACUGCAUCCGAUGCUAUUUUACAGGUGAUUGUGGGAAGCUGAGCUAAAGGAGUUUGCGUCUUUAUUUUUGUAUCAAAGAUCGAGGUUUAUUUUGAAAUCAGUAGGUUUUUACACAACUCUGAAAUCCGUCGCUUUGGUAAACCAACUGUUGGGCCUUAGGGUCCCCCACUGCCCCCCCCACACACACCCCCAUCCACCCACCACCCACCACCCACCACCCGCCACCCUUCCGCUUCACAGAGUCAGCUUGUGCGUCUACCAGGCUUGGUUCUGGAAAAACACCGGAUUACACUCUUGAGCGCGGCCCAAGAAUCUUUGCAAAGAACGCAUUGGAGAAUUCUCUCCCUUCCUUUCGGUGUCAUUAACGUUAAAAGAGCCACCGUCUUGUUGAAACCAACAGCUUCACUUUAGAAAUACGAACGAGCACACUUAGAUGAACAGGAGGGCAGGGGUUCGAAGCCCGCUGCUGAAGAACACACCCCUGCCGCCGUAGGAAGCUUCCUCCCCAUAGUGCCUAUAGUUUCCAAAGAAACUUCACUUCCUAACAGCGGUAAUAUUUUUGGAACACUGAGACUGAUCGCUGACAGAGCGAGAACAUGCAGGAGGUGUCAGUGGAAGAGAGUGCUGUGCUCAGAGAACGGCCUCGACACCAACUCUGAGGAAUCACGCCAUUCAGUGAUUUCCCCCCGGGUCCCCUGCUUCCCGAUGGUAAUGUGCUCACCCCUGUCCGGUGUCUGCAUCGCAGAGUCAGACUCUGCAGGGAAGUUCCUUGUGAGCCCCUUCCCUGAAGUGCUUUAAAGAAGAAACAGCCCUUGUGUUUCAACCAGUCCGAAGCUAGUUUACCGAGACCUACUAACCUUCUUUUCCUUCCCUUUGGAAAAAGUGAUCGUUUACUGAUACCAUUAAGGCUAGUUCGAUCCUGGCGGAAACAAAUCCAGUAUUAAUUUGUGUCUAAAUCACUGGGGUUAAAAUCUUCUAGCCACUUAGAUCAGUUAGAGACUCCAAAGCAGUGGGGGUCCUGGCCGGGAGGGAGGUGGCCUACGGAGUGGCUCCAGGGCAUUUCCCCGGUUCAGAAACCGGCGAGGGCGACCGAGGUGUCUCAGGCCAGGGAUGAGCCCUACGCUGGCCUCUCUCCUCCCUUGUAAAGUCCUCCGUGGCCACCUGACCCCUGCCUCGGGCGGUGGGAUGAGACUAACAGUUGCCGGUAGGGGAGUUUAAAGUCUUAAUCUAUGCAUUCAGAGAAAUAUUUUUAUAUGCUUUGUGUAAUUUAUAACAAGGAUUUUUUUUUAGCUUUGUUAACUGUGAACUCACCCCCCCCACCGCAUAGUUAACGCAUGUAUUCACACCGUGUGUAAACAUUCACCCAAGACGGUUUUCUCUGUGCAUUGCCGACUGUUCAAACAUACCAAGUAUUAUUAAAAUUAAAUAUUAAUGAC